GGCAAAGGCAGGGAGCCAGGGGCCAAUACUACAUAUAAGUUAAAUAGGGCAGCUGCUCUGUGAGGCUGAGGAGACUCAGAAGUGAAAGUUGAAGACUCCACAGGCUUCUUUUUCAGCACAGAAAGCGAAGCUUCUCUUUUCCUUCAUUAUUACCUCAACUCAUUUUUUGCAAACUUACUCGCUCAUUUAUUUCUUUUCUCAUUCUUCUCUUGACCCUUCUCUCAAUUCCAACAUAUUUCAAGGGAGGAAGGAAGGAAGAAGAAGAAAAAAAAAAAAUAAAGGAAAAACAACAGAAACUUGAUAUGGAUUACUUUGAUCUUGAGGACCCAUUCACAAGCUUGAAAGAACACCAACCUGAUACAAUCUCAGCUCUUUUCUCCUCAGAAUCUGACCACAUGCCUCCACAGAACUACCUUCGAUGUUUAAAGACCGGUGACUUCUAUGUUUCUUUCCGACAGGAAGCCAUUUCUCUCAUGUUGCAGCUUGUUUUAGUUGGUCAGGCACAGUAUUCUUGUAACCUUGAUCCUUACACGCCAUACCUGGCUGUUAACUACAUGGAUCGGUUCAUCUCCAGGCAGGAUAUCCCGCAAGGCAAUCCAUGGGUUCUGAGGCUUCUUGUGAUAGCUUGCAUUUCUUUGGCUGCAAAGAUGAAGGAAAUACAUUUCUCUUCCACUAAUUUCCAGAGAGAAGAAGGGUUCAUCUUCGAUGCCCAAGCUAUUCAAAGGAUGGAGCUUCUGAUUCUUGAUGCUUUGAAUUGGCGAAUGCGAUCAGUUACACCCUUCUCAUUUAUCUGUUUCUUCAUGUCUUUGUCCGAAUUGAAAGACCCACCUUUGACACAAGCACUAAAGGAUAGAGCUUCAAACAUAAUCUUCCAAGCUCACAGUGAAAUCAAUCUGUUAGGGUUCAAACCAUCAAUCAUUGCAGCAUCAGCUCUUCUUUUGGCAUCACAUGAGCUAUUCCCAUUGCAGUUUCCGUCUGUCGAAACCUUAAUUUUGUCUUGUGAAUACGUGAAUAAAGAGAGCCUGUUAAAAUGCUUUAAUGCAACGCAGGAGAUGGUGGCUAACCAAAUCAGCGAAUCGAUUGUAGAUACGGUGUCAAGCUCGAGUACAAGAACCCCAUUAAGUGUAUUGGACUGCCACGGCACCAGAGCAGAAAGUGAGAGUACCACUAGCACCACGGCUGCCACUGCGAUGGCAGAAAAGAGAGAAAUCAAGCGUCGAAAAUUGAAUGGUUUUUGCAGCGAAAGCAAUAGGGUACAGAUUUCCCAGAUUCAACCAUGUGGAUAAGAUUCAGCUAGAUUUUUCACUACCCAAUUGUCCUAAAGGUGAAAAAAAAAA
Messenger RNA from Theobroma umbraticum, 1337 nucleotides. RefSeq names its product putative cyclin-D6-1. The record is from RefSeq and is a predicted model, not a curated record. Lineage: Eukaryota; Viridiplantae; Streptophyta; Magnoliopsida; Malvales; Malvaceae.